CCCCAGCGCCCGGAGUUGGAGUUGCCGGGAGUUUCCCCCCCAACCCCUCCCUCCUCGCGCGCGGCAGCAGGAGCCGGCGCGGGAGGCGCGAGCGGCGGCCAGCCAGCACCCGAGCAGGCAGAGCUCGUCCGGAGCCCCGAGCCCCGUACGGGGCAGUUCCCGGGGAGGAGCCUCGUGGGCUGGGACGCGUGCGGCGCACUGGCACUGCCUGGGCACAAACCGCGCUGCAAGAAAACUCACUGCGUGCCCUGGUUACUUGGUUGACAAUGAGUGCCAAAUCUGCGAUCAGCAAGGAAAUUUUUGCACCUCUUGAUGAAAGGAUGUUGGGAGCUGUCCAGGUCAAGAGGAGGACAAAGAAAAAGAUUCCUUUCUUGGCAACUGGAGGUCAAGGCGAAUAUUUAACUUACAUCUGCCUGUCAGUGACCAACAAGAAACCCACGCAGGCAUCCAUUACGAAGGUCAAACAGUUUGAAGGCUCCACGUCAUUUGUGCGGCGGUCACAGUGGAUGCUCGAGCAGCUUCGCCAGGUUAACGGCAUUGAUCCUAAUCGGGAUUCUGCAGAGUUCGAUUUGUUGUUUGAAAAUGCCUUUGACCAGUGGGUAGCCAGCACAGCCUCAGAAAAAUGUACCUUCUUCCAGAUCCUCCACCACACUUGCCAGCGCUACCUCACAGACAGGAAGCCGGAGUUUAUUAACUGCCAGUCCAAAAUCAUGGGAGGAAACAGCAUCCUCCAUUCAGCGGCUGACAGCGUGACCAGCGCAGUACAGAAAGCGAGCCAGGCCUUGAACGAGCGCGGGGAGCGGUUAGGCCGUGCAGAAGAGAAGACAGAGGACUUGAAGAACAGCGCCCAGCAGUUUGCGGAAACUGCACACAAGCUUGCCAUGAAGCACAAAUGUUGAGAAACUGCCUCUCCCAGAGACCUCUUAAGAGAAACUGAAGUUUGUUCAGCAGUUUUUACAAGAAACUCCGGACCUCCGCUUGCUUCUCCAGCCCCCAACCCCCACCAAAUU
Molecule: messenger RNA, 1010 nt
Organism: Budorcas taxicolor (takin)
Lineage: Eukaryota; Metazoa; Chordata; Mammalia; Artiodactyla; Bovidae
Gene: STXBP6
Product: syntaxin binding protein 6
Exons: 6
Coding region: 267-899 (210 amino acids)
Biological process (GO): exocytosis; regulation of SNARE complex assembly; Golgi to plasma membrane transport
Cellular component (GO): plasma membrane; exocyst
Molecular function (GO): phosphatidylinositol-4,5-bisphosphate binding
Source: RefSeq, a predicted model, not a curated record